Messenger RNA from Folsomia candida, 5407 nucleotides. RefSeq lists its product as uncharacterized. Bases 136 to 4770 code for a protein of 1544 amino acids. The transcript has a single exon. NCBI's taxonomy places the organism in Eukaryota, Metazoa, Arthropoda, Collembola, Entomobryomorpha, Isotomidae. The record is from RefSeq and is a predicted model, not a curated record. Gene Ontology annotation, molecular function: lipase activity.
CGGAGAAAAAAGUUGGAAACUAAGACCUAAGGUAAAAAAGAAUGGAGUAAUUUCAUUAAAAAGUCUUGCAAAUUACAGCUAAAAUGCGAUCGGGGUAUUUUAAUCAUUUGCAAAAGCAUAUCAGCCGCACAAGAAAUGUUUGCAGAAUUGCGAAAUCAUUUCAGUAAAUGUAGACAUCCUCCAGACAUGAAAAUUUACACUCGAAACGACAAAAGCGAGCAGUACCAAGUUAAGAAAAUUACAUCAAAUCAAAUUAUCGUUGCCACAAUUGUGGCCGCAAGAGGGACGGAUAUUUGUGCCAAUGAUUUAGAAGCUUUUGGAGGAAUGCAUGUUAUCUUAACAUUUGAACCGAAAGAUAUUUCCCGGGGUGAGUUGCAGGUGGAGGGUCGAACAGGAAGGAAAGGUGGGCUUGGUAGUACGCAAAAAGUGUUACAUUUAAUAGUGAACAAUUCAGGACAGGGGGGCACAAAUUAUUUAGAUAAUUACUACGCCCGACUUCCACUCCAAAUUGCGGCGGAUAAUAUGUUUGAGAAUUAUUGUAAAAACUUAAGACAAAUGCGGGAUGAAAUAAACUAUAGCUAUAAGCUAUACAAAUCUCGUAAACAAUCCCGGGACGUAGAAAUUCCAAUCAUUUUCUCCACCAUUGAGACACAGUGGGGUUUGUUUUUACACGAAAUUGAAAAUGAAGCUUAUCCCGCAGAAGAAAUUGAUUCAAAGUUUAAAAAUCUUUUGCAAGUUUUAAAUUCCUAUAUAAGAAAUCCAAUUUCAGAAAUUCCUAAUAUUUUCCAUCACAUUCAAGUCGGCAAUGCAUAUUUAUAUGAAAGCGGAUGGUUUAAGAAUUACACAAUUAGAGCCGUUACAUCUUACACCUGUGCGCUAAAUAUUGUUUCGCAGUCAGAAAGACAUUUUGCAGCUCCGGCCUACCUGGGUUUGGCACAUAUAGCGAUUCAAACUCGAUCCGUGGAUUCAGCAUUUUACGGAUAUGAUGAUAAUCGAGACAAUUACAAAAUCCUAGCUCUAAAAUAUUUGAAUCUUUGCAGCAAAUAUACAACGAACGAAUACCUUCACGUGUCACAAUGUCGUUCCAUCUCAGAAGGAAAAAUAGGGUCAAAUUUGUCAGAUAAAUAUCGCACAAGGGAAGAAUUGGUUGGGAAAUGCUUAACGGAAAUUUACUCGGCUAGAGAAAUAAUUCAAAAGAGUUUAAGACUUUUUAAUGUCAGUGCGUUUGACGAAAAAAAUAGAAAAUUUGUCCAUAUUACAAAACUACAUAGGGGAUUGCCAGUGGCGGCGGAAGAUGACGUCAUCGGGGGGACAUUAGCGUUGCAGGAUAUAAGAAGGCGGGACUUCUCAACAUUGACAGGAUACCAAUGUCCCCCCGACAUUUGCCCGGGAUUGCACAAACAGGAUGCUAUAGAAUUAGAGGAGUUCUCGAAUUAUUUAAUUUCAUUCAGCGAUCUAACUGCACAUUCUGAUCUACGUUGGACGUAUGACCAAUAUGUCGAUACAAUUAAUAAUUCUGGUGCUGAUAAAAUUUCUCUUGGUUUGGAAAACAUAUCUGUUAAGAACGCCCUUAAGUUAUUGCAAUGUUACAAGUUUUUCUCAAACCUUGGUAAAAAUGAGGCUUCAAAAAUUUUGAAGGCUGAAUCAAGUCACACCAAAUUAAAACUAGUCGUACGAAAUAUAGAUAAUCCGAAAUUACAUGAUAAGAUAAGUGUUUCAAAGGCAAUAACUACAAUUUCCCAGCAACCCUUAAAUGCAUCUUUUGAUAUUGACAUUGAAACCAGUGCAGAUAUUCGAGACGCAAUUUCCGGUUGUAAAACCAAGUUUAUUACGGAACCGAUGUGUUUCAGCGAUGCGGAUAAGAUUCUUUCGCAUAACAAUAUUACAGUGCUCUCGUUAGAAAUUGAAGGAUCGACAAAUGACUCAAACAGUAAUGUUUGGAGGGGACAAACAUUGCAAUCUUCUUUAUGGAGAAAUGGGACACUUAAAUCCUACCAAGACUAUCAGUCCUAUUUCAUUAAAAGUUCUGACCUGACAGAAUUACUUAGUUUUGCAGAGGCAAAUAGUGAGGAGAAAAUAAAAGUUGAAUUUCAAGUAGAUUUAACCCGUGAAACGAAUGUUGCUUGGCUGGAAGCCUUAUCCUGUAGAAACUGUACUUUAAAAAUUUGUGAAAUUGAUUCUAAAAAGUGUCUCACUUAUAUCAAAUUUUUACGAGAAAACAACGCAGAAUUUUGUCUAAUUCUACAAACGGAUUCUUACCAUUCAUUAGAACUAAUAAUUGGUAGGGUUAACUUGGAACAAAAGGAAAUUUACGUGAAAGAAUUCUUAAAAUUAGAGCAACUAUAUAUCGGCUCGUACACCUUUCCCAAGCAAAUAAUCCAAGAAUACAAAUAUCGAGGUUUGAGUCACUUCUUCAGAGUUUACGAAGAAGGUCCUAUUCAAGUUCUUAAUUCGUGUGCUCUUGGCUCCUUUGCAAUUGCACAAAUCGGAGCCGGGAUUUGUUUUCGUCAAACGUUGUUAUUAACUGAAGGAUUAUUCGAUCUAAAAAAACUCGUGUACAAUUCCCUUUACUUAAGGGAAGAGAUGAAUUGGUCCAAUUACGCUAUCAGCAAGGGGGCUGCAAUCGUACUUUAUGGAACUUGUAACCUCGUUAAAGCAAGUUGGGCAGCAAAACUCUCAAUUGGUUGCGCUAAAGCACCACCCGAGUUAUGGAAGAUGGUUCUGACUGCAAGUGCACCUUUAAUUACAAAUUCGGUCAGUGAACUUGCAUCAAAAUUCAUUGUUUCAAAAUUUGACCACCACAUUUUCACCAAUCUUGACACAAGACUAACACAAAUAUUAAGUGAACCUUGGUUUUCGGAACGUCUAAGUCGAAUUUACGCAAUUGACGCUGUUUUCGAGGAAAAUAACUUACACAAUUUUUUCCAAACAUUAAUCGGGGAAUCGCAUAACAUUAGAUACAGUCCCAUAGGGAAAUUGGUACACCAGUUUUUUGCUCCAAUAUUAUCAAAUGUAUAUACGCAGAUACACUUAGGUAAUAAAUGGGAUAACGUAAUCCAACUUGUGCUUACAGCGUUACAUUUGGUUUUCGGUGGUGUAGACAUGUACACGUUUAUUGCGAGGAUUGAGAAUGACGUAAUAAUAAAAAAUCUGGAACUUUACCAUGCACGCUAUUCAAAUAAAGUAUACUUGACCUGUAAAGCCUUAAAAUGGAACGAGGCUCAAGAACUUGUUGAGAGUCGGAAAUAUGAGAAAAUGGAAGAAUUUAGGAAACAGUUAGAUGCAGCAGCAGGAAGUUAUACUGUUGACAAGAUUAGUUUAUUUGUAAAAGAACUUUGUUCUGUUCUGGGUAACAUGAUGCACGAAUUAUGUUUGGACCAGGUUAUACUACCAUUAUCAACAUAUGUUUCGAACAUAGCUGUACAAUCAGCGACGGUCUGUAUACUCCAGAAGAUGUUAAACCCUUCCGAUAGAAAUGUAUUAGAGGAGAAAAAGCAGAUUAACACUGAUAAACCUGACAGCACCUUGGCUAAAAUGCAGGACUCGAAAGAAGCAAGUGUAGUUUCGAAUGACGUGAAAAUUUUCCAGGAUGAAAUUCACCCUGUUGACGCCACGGUAAAGCAAGUUGAGUCUGAACCUCAGCACUCGAAAGCGACAAAAAAUUCGAAACGUAUAGAUGAUCCACAUUCAUCAGGAGAAAAGCCACCAGUUAGUAAACGCAAAUCUAAAAUUGAAGCCCAUUUACCAGAAAAAAACAUUAAAUUUAUUGCACAACCUCCAGCCAAAUGUGGGGAAAUUUUUUACAAUUCGUCAAACCCUUCCGCCCAACUUGUAGAUAUUUUUUCAAAUUUAACUUUAGCCCCUCCAAAACCUUAUAAAAUCAAACAAAUUAAUCCAAAGCUUAUAACUUAUAUAAAAACUGGCUACCAUGCAGAUAAAUUCGUUACUUUGACCGCUCAUGAAAUUGUAUAUGAUCAAGAAAUUCCUUCAAAAUUCCUUCAAAAAGUUCACGAUUCUUUUCGAAAUCAGGGCAGAAUGUUGGUUUUAGUACACGGUUUUGAAAGCGGACCUGACGCAUGGUCGGAUGAAGUUAAGGACAAGGUAUUUAGCCUGGAUAAUAAUGAUCGCGUUAUUUGUGCCCUUGAUUGGAGUCCAGGGUCCUCAUUAGGGUUAACGAAUUACCCUCAGGCCGCCAGCAAUGUCAUCCCAACUGCCGAGUGGCUGGCAACUAUUUUACUAAAGCUUUGUAAAAGUGACAAGGACGAGAAUAAAAUUUACGGAAUUGGACAUAGUUUAGGUGCUCACUUAAUCGGAAAAACGGCUGAAAUUUGCAUGAAAAAUAAUUUACCUUUUUCCCGGGUAACCGGACUUGACCCUGCACGGCCGGGCUUUGAGAGGAAUCCUCUUAUGAACUACAGGUGUGCUCCAAUCGUCGAUUGUAUUCAUACCUGUGAAUUGUAUGGUAGUAAAAAUCCCCAUGGAACGGUGGAUUUUUACCCGAAUUUUGGGAAAAAUCAGCCAGGCUCGAAACCUAACAUAGCUGCUGGAAGCCAUAACUUUGCUCACAAGUUUUUUAUUCACAGCAUUUCUAACCCUGGGAAAUUUACAACUUCAAAGGUUUUAAAAGAUGUAGACAAUAAAGAUGUAGAAGAUGUAGAUGUAAAAUAUCAGGCGGAGAUGGGUUAUUUUGCAGAUGGGGAAGGAAAUUAUUGUGGUGAGAAUGGGGAAGAAAGCAAGUUUUGGUAUUAUCUUGAUGUUGGCAGCGUGUGAGAAAUUUAUGAAUUCAUAGUCUAGAUAUUGUUUAGUCCAGAAAUAUGGUUUCAAAUGUUUCAAAUGCGGUAAUAUUUAGUGAGAAAUUUAAUUUUAAGUUUGACAGUUUAAUAGUUCAACAUCAAAUGAAAUUGUUAUUUAUUUUGAAUUUGUAGCAACUGUUGUAAUACAAUUUAAUGUUUUAUUUUAAUUAAUCAUAUAAAACACAUGUCAAACUAGUACAUGUAAUGAUUGUAAUUGUGAUUUUUGGAUAUAAAAAAUAAUACCGUAAUAAACUUUGUCACCAGUAGUAGCUAAAUUUUCAAUAAAUAUGAUAAUAAAGUUGUUACCGAUUAGUGGUAAACCUAUUUCCAAAUUCUACUGUAUUUCCUUCUUCAGUUAAUACUAACUUACUACCGAUAUAUGUAUGUAUGUAUAUUGAAAUUAUGACGACUGCAGUUGAGCAAUAUGUUUGUGGUCGCCGCAGAUUAUUACUACGUAAUGUUUUGACACGUUUACAAAUUGUUCAAUUAUAUCCUUGUUUGUAAAUCAGUUAGCAAUUAACUACCCAACUUAUCUUGGCAUAAUAGGCCUAUACAAUAUUUAUAACAUGUGCAUACAUACAAUAAAAUUUCUUCACUAAUGGUCAAUGCAAAAA